GACUUGCCAGCAUUUAUCACAAGACAUCUAGUUUCACCUAUCGUUUAUGAACACGAAGCACACAGCAUUAUCUCCAAAUUUCCAGUCGCUUUGGCUUCAAAUCAGUUUACCCAUUGAGAAUAAGUUUCACCGGCUAAGCAAAUCAAUAAUUGAUUGCUCAUUCAUUUGAAUCAAAGUUUGAUUAGAAAUAAGAUCGUGAAGAAAAGGGGCAGAACAAUGAUUUCAGUGCAUUCUCACUGCUUCUCUACCGCUUUAAUAUCCCCUCAUGGCGGUCAUAUAAGGGUUCGUAUAUGAUUCACCACUGUCAAAUGGAGUUUGAAAGAAGAAGUGCUUGACCAUUGGAAGCUGCAUUCGGCCAAAAGUUGCGAAUGUGUAUAGAAAGCACCAGUUUCAUGGUUUGAAUAGGGACAGUUCACACAUUGGGAGAAAGUGGCCUUGUCAAAAGAAAAAGGUUACCAGUAGCGUUUCUAAUCAAGAGAAUGUAUCUUCAAACCUUGAACGUCAUAGAAAGGACAAGGUUCUUGUUAAGAUGUGCGGUAUUGCAUCAGCGAAAGAUGCCGCUUUGGCAGCAGAAUCUGGUGCUGAUUUCAUUGGGAUGAUUAUUUGGCCAAACUCAAAGCGUUCUGUUUCAUUCUCAGUUGCCAAGGAGAUAUCCAGAAUUGCAAGACAAAAUGGUGCACAGCCUGUCGGAGUGUUUGUCGAUGACGAUGUUGAAAAAAUAUCUCGAGCUGCUCAUACAUGUGACCUUGAAUUUGUGCAGCUUCAUGGAGAUGAAUCACAGGAAGCAAUGCCCCUUCUAGUUAAAGAUCAUAGAAUUAUUUAUGUUCUGAAUGCAAAUGAAGAUGGAAGCCUUCUAAAUGAGAUCUCUUUUGAGGACUGUUCUUUAGUAGAUUGGGUUCUUGUUGACAGUGCCAAAGGUGGCAGUGGGAAGGGAUUCAAUUGGGCCCAGUUUGAGGUACCAAUAAUUAGAAGUAAACAAGGUUGGCUCUUGGCUGGAGGGAUCAAUCCAGCGAAUGUGUCUCAAGCCCUAUCCCUUCUGAACCCUCGAGGCGUUGAUGUUAGCAGUGGAAUUUGUGGCUCAGAUGGGAUUCAGAAGGAUCUUACUCGAAUCAACUCAUUUCUUAAGGCUGUUCAUUCAGUGAAGUAUUGAUCAACAAAGUUGGGUAUCCGAUUUUCUUAAUAAUCAUUUUGUUAAUUUUCUGCUUCUGCUUCUGCUUUGAGUUUAGUUCAUGAAAUUGUGGGAUUUACUGAAUGUUUUGGAACAAUUCAAAAACAAAUGACUCAUCCCAUGUAAUGUAACACCAUUGUGAUUGGUGUUACAGCAUCCAUAUAUUUUCACUAAUAGUUAUUGAACAGAAUUCAAGCAAAACUAA
Cucurbita maxima (winter squash) is the source of this 1373-nucleotide messenger RNA. Its product is annotated as N-(5'-phosphoribosyl)anthranilate isomerase 1, chloroplastic-like. The coding region runs from base 530 to 1150 and encodes 206 amino acids. The transcript is spliced from 7 exons. Gene Ontology annotation, molecular function: phosphoribosylanthranilate isomerase activity. The record is from RefSeq and is a predicted model, not a curated record. Lineage: Eukaryota; Viridiplantae; Streptophyta; Magnoliopsida; Cucurbitales; Cucurbitaceae. Gene Ontology annotation, biological process: L-tryptophan biosynthetic process.